UUUUUUCGCAUUUUUCCCAUGCAACGUGAACACAGCGUUGAUGUCGAUCCACGUUUCCCAUGAUGCAGUGCGGAAAAGAGACCCGGCGGGGGGGACAUUCAAAACUAUGGCAGAAGACUCGAAUACAUUUAAACCAACAUUAAACUCAAAAGGCACGGAAACUACGACCCUUAUUGACACCGCAGAUAAUAAGAUAACGCGGCGCCUGUCGUAUUCGUCAGAAAAAGAUGUUAGCACACUGGAGGAACCGAACAUGACAUGUAAAGUCCUAACGUUACAAAGUGUUCCCGACGACUCCAAUUCAUGCCGACCGUCUGCGGAAGUCGACGAACAACUCUCACCACAGGCCCUAAACGCGUGUUUAAAGACGACGAAUGUAAUGAAAUUGAAAGAAGUCUCCUCUGAACAUGUGCUAAGUUCAAAACAGCAUUCUGUGAACAACGCGGACAAAGAAAACACCGAUGUACCCUCGACAACCAGCACUCAAGGUUUAGAUAACACCCAAGAAGAGGACACUUCUGGUCAGAGAAGUAGUAAACCACAUCGUAAGACAGAGGACAAUUCUGAGGUGAUGAAAAGAGCGCGGGACGAAGGCCGCGUGAACGUGGUUUUCCCUGGCACUGUAACUCAGGAAGGCUCCUGCCGCUUUGUCAGCGAGAUCCUCAAGUGCAUUCUCUAUCAGAGGCAGCAACUACCCAUGACGUAUGACCAGCUGGUGUACUCCCAGAAGAAACAGCAAGCCUCCAUGCAGGAUAAAGACAUAGUCGGUCGGAGGCCGGUGCAGUCUGCAGACAUGGACUGGCGCAAGUGUCAACAGACCCUUCAGGAACUAGAGGAGGUGCUGCAGCAGCUGGAGGUGCUUUUUUCCCUUAGCAGGGUGCCCCGUGUGCUGCUGCUAAUGGGUGGCUCCCUCAUCCUCCCCAAAGAGCUGUAUGAGAUCAACAUGGAGGCUCUGGUAUUGGCCGGUGGAGAUCAAUGUCUACGGGUGUCCUCAUGCUUAAGGCAACUCUUCCGCACUCUUUUUGUAUCUGACCUUUUGUUUGACAGCAGACCUGUUCGCUUAAUGCCCACCACAGUCUUGGCAUUGGCGCACAGGGAUUGCGGUGUAGGUUGGUUCCGACCUAAACUACAGUUUAAAGUGCCAACCCGUGUAAAGAACCAAAUUAUUGCUCUGUCUACUGACCCCAGCACCUGUGAGGAACAGAGGGCACAGGGGUCGGACUGGCAGGAUUAUGUGUGGUUUCAGGCGCCCAUGACUAUUAAGGGCAUUGGCAUCUGACCAAAAACAUUGGGGAGCACAUAGUCUGAGAUUGGAGUUUGUAUACUACAAUUACAUUUUAAUGGUGGGUUAAGUGAAUUUCAAACUUGAAUGUGGAAUUGAGCUGUCCAUGUUUUAAUGAAUUAUGAGUUUAUUUUCUACUUGUGAUUAAAAGUAUGCCACUUUAAAAAAAAAAAAGUUGGUUUAUUAACACAAGCAGUAUGGUGUUUGAUACCUUUUUGUUGUGUAGUCUUCUGAAAUACUGAAUGUGUUGUCUUGAGGCUUUAUGGCAUAAACUGUUUUGAGAACAUUGUUUAUAUUUAAGAAUGUUUUACAUUACUAAUUUUUAAGAACCUUAAACACGGAACAACACACGUAAUACAGUGCAAUAUAUUUUUAAUGAGCAUAACUUGAAAGAUAAUACAUUGUAUCGCUUUCUUUAAUCCAAUCUUUGGAUACAUUUGAGUGCCAGUAUCUGUGUAUAUGUUUACAUUUAUCAAAACCUGAAAAU
Etheostoma spectabile (orangethroat darter) is the source of this 1769-nucleotide messenger RNA. It is a transcript of the gene mad2l1bp, whose product is annotated as MAD2L1 binding protein. Gene Ontology annotation, biological process: regulation of exit from mitosis. The record is from RefSeq and is a predicted model, not a curated record. Gene Ontology annotation, cellular component: nucleus. The transcript has 3 exons. Lineage: Eukaryota; Metazoa; Chordata; Actinopteri; Perciformes; Percidae. Bases 41 to 1279 code for a protein of 412 amino acids.